Molecule: messenger RNA, 2497 nt
Organism: Eublepharis macularius
Lineage: Eukaryota; Metazoa; Chordata; Lepidosauria; Squamata; Eublepharidae
Gene: ATL1
Product: atlastin GTPase 1
Exons: 13
Coding region: 49-1713 (554 amino acids)
Biological process (GO): endoplasmic reticulum organization; protein homooligomerization
Molecular function (GO): GTP binding; GTPase activity
Source: RefSeq, a predicted model, not a curated record
AGCCGGGCAGCAGCCAGCCGGAGCCGCCGGGCGAGGCGCGGCGCGAUCAUGGCCAAGACCCGCAAGGAGCGGAACAGCUGGGGCGGCUUUUCAGAGAAGAACUACGAAUGGAGCUCAGAGGAGGAAGAUGCUGAGAAGAAGGCUCGGCCGGUGCAAGUCCUCAUCGUGAAAGACGACCACUCCUUUGAGCUGGACGAAGCCGCCCUCAACCACAUUUUGCUUUCGGAAUCUGUCCGAGAUCGGGAAGUGGUGGCUGUAUCCGUGGCAGGGGCUUUUCGGAAAGGGAAGUCGUUCCUGAUGGACUUCAUGCUGAGAUAUAUGUACAACAUGGAGCUGGUUGACUGGGUUGGGGAUUACAAUGAGCCACUGACAGGCUUUUCCUGGAGAGGCGGGUCGGAGCGGGAGACGACGGGCAUCCAGAUAUGGAGCGAGAUCUUCCUUGUGGACAAGCCAGAUGGAAACAAGGUUGCUGUGCUGCUAAUGGACACUCAGGGGACCUUUGACAGCCAGUCGACCCUGCGGGAUUCAGCCACCGUCUUUGCGCUCAGCACUAUGAUCAGCUCCAUCCAGGUGUACAACUUGUCACAGAACGUACAGGAAGAUGAUCUUCAACAUUUACAGCUCUUCACAGAAUAUGGGCGGCUGGCCAUGGAGGAAACCUUCUUGAAGCCCUUCCAGUCCCUAAUAUUUCUUGUCCGUGACUGGAGCUUUCCUUACGAAUUUUCCUAUGGGGCUGAAGGUGGUGCAAAAUUUCUAGAAAAGCGUCUCAAGGUCUCUGGAAACCAGCACGAAGAGCUGCAGAAUGUCCGGAAACACAUCCACUCCUGCUUCACCCAAAUCUCCUGCUUCCUUUUACCUCAUCCGGGCUUAAAAGUGGCCACCAAUCCAAACUUCGACGGGAAGCUCAAAGAAAUUGACGGCGAUUUCAUCAAGAACUUGAAGGUGCUGAUCCCCUGGCUACUCAGCCCCGAGAGUCUGGAUGUCAAGGAGAUCAACGGAAAUCGAAUCACUUGCCGCGGCCUGGUUGAAUAUUUCAAGGCCUAUAUCAAGAUUUACCAAGGAGAAGAGCUGCCUCAUCCAAAGUCCAUGCUGCAGGCCACAGCAGAAGCAAAUAACCUGGCCGCUGUUGCCACCUCAAAGGACACUUACAGCCGGCGAAUGGAAGAAGUGUGUGGAGGCGAUAGACCUUUCCUUGCCCCCAGCGAUCUCCAGAGCAAACACCUAGAGCUUAAGGAAGAGGCGGUGCGGCAGUUCCGGAGCGUAAAAAAGAUGGGAGGCGAAGAGUUCAGCCGCCGCUACCUCCAGCAGCUGGAGAACGAGAUCGAUGAGAUCUACGUCCAGUACAUCAAGCACAACGACAGCAAGAACAUCUUCCACGCCGCCCGCACGCCGGCCACUCUCUUUGUGGUCAUCUUCAUCACUUACGUGACGGCCGGUGUCACCGGCUUCAUCGGGUUGGACAUCAUAGCCAGUCUGUGCAACAUGAUUAUGGGCCUGACCCUCAUCACCCUCUGCACUUGGGCAUACAUUAGAUAUUCCGGGGAGUACAGAGAGCUCGGGGCAGUCAUAGACCAAGUGGCUGCAGCGCUGUGGGACCAGGCUUUGUACAAACUUUACAGCGCGGCAGCCACGCACAGACACUUGUACCAUCAUGCUUUCCCCACGGCACAGAAGACAGAGCCCGCCGAAGGCACGGAAAAGAAGACCAUGUAACCCAGAUGCUUUCCACAGAGGUGCAUGAAAACACAUCAUUAAACAUGUUAAUUGUUGCAUCCAUGUUCAGCCCUCUGACACUCCUCGAAAUGGGGGGGGGACAGAGGAGAGUGGUAACUCAUUCACGUGUACCAAUGGCUUAAGUGUGGCUGCUUUAAUUUGGACGAUGCCCUGUUUGAAGCGGGACGAGUCAGCAUGCCUGUCACUUCCUUAAGAACACCAUGGCUUCAUUUCGUUGCAGGCAGGGGUGUUCUCAGCGCCCCACAUUUAAAACCCUUUCAAGUAUUGACCUUGACCCCAGAGGUACAGGCAGACUGUUGCUUUGUACCUGCUUGCAGAUGGGGAGGGGGGGCUUCCUCCAUCCUAGGUUGGGGCCUCCGGAGUCAUACCCGCUACGGCAGGCGGGCCUGUCCCCUUUGGGCACACGGAGGCUUUUUUGGACCCACGCUGAAAUAAUGAGUACAGCUGCUAGCCUUAUUCGAAAGAGAUCCUGCCUCAAUAUUCUGAUUUGCGCACAAAAGGUUUUGAUUUUUCUUCAUCAAAGCUGUGAUUGACAAUUCGUUCACUUGAAAUGAUUUCCUUGUCAGAAGUUGCAAAGAAUAUGUCCUUUACUAUGGUACGCUGAAGAUAUGGGAAGUAUCCCUCAUUUCAUUCAGAAUGCACAAAAUAUGAACCCUUUGUAUAUGUAUGAGUGUCACUGUAUAUAUUUUUGUUCAGUUCGUAUAGAGUGUGCCCCGUUUUUAUUUUGUCGUCAAACAAUUAAAAGUUUGCUUUUGGUUCCUAA